GUCCUGUCACUUAGCAACACGCUAAGCUUAUCAAAUGAAAACACUGUAGGUUGAACUGGAAUUGCGUCCCAUCGAAGCAUCUUCUUUUCCGAUUGGCUGCUCUGAAAAACUGUUCAAAUCAGCGCUGAGGUGCAGUGUCUGAAAGUUUGAUAUUACGUUUUGAAAAGAUGUCGUUGAAGCAGGGGAUUGGCAGCGCCGAGUAUUUGGUGAAAAGAGUCCCAAAGAAUGUCAAGUAUCAGCACAUCAAAUCCAAACUGGACACAGGAUGCAGUUUGACAAAGUACAUGGAGAAAGUGGAGUACAUGAAGAGCAAUUACAGAUACAAAAAAGAUGAGAUAUUUAAGCGGUUAAAAGUGACAACAUUUGCACAACUGAUUCUACAAGUGGCCUCUGUUUCAGAACAUAACUUAAGUCUGAGUGAAUGUGAACUGAACACACCAGAAGAUGCCUUGUCAGUGGCGUCAGAGGAGCUGGAGUCUCUCACAGUUCGAUCUGCAGAGAGACAGGACGCAAGGGACAUCCACACAGCACGCUCCACUCUGCUCAGUGUGAUCAAUGGAACGGGGGAGCUGAGUGUGGAACAGAGUCCUGAUCCAGAAUCCAGUCUGGACUCUGACAGACCAUACCCAGACUGUCCCUAUCUGCUGCUGGACGUGAGGCACAGAGAUCAGUACGACUCCUGUCACAUCAUCAGCGCUCACAGUUUCCCUGCCACGUUUCUGCAUCGGACCAUGAACCCCUACACCAAAGAAGUGCUGGAAUAUAAAAACGCUCCUGGUAAAAUCAUUAUAGUUUACGACGAAGACGAGCAUAUCGCCAGCCAAGCCGCCACCAUCAUGUGUCAGAGGGGCUUCGAGAACCUCUUCAUGUUAUCUGGAGGUCUAAAGGUGUUGUCCCAGAAGUUCCCCGGGUCCCUGGUCUCUGGCCCUCUCCCUCCUGUCUGCGUCUCUUCUUCAGACUCUGUGAGGGGCAGGAGAGUAUCGCCCCCCUCUGGUCACACACGGGCGGAGCAGCGCUGGAGGUUCACCGCAGAUGAACUCAACCACCUCACAGUCCAGCUGGAGGAGGUGUUAUUGCCCAGCAACAACUCGAGUCGGAUGUCCAGCCGUAUCUCCUCUGUCAGUUCUCAGAGUGCUCGCAGUCGCCAGAGCUCCUCCUCCUGCAGCAGUCGACCAUGGAGAUGAACCCCCCCCUCCGUCAGUAACAUGGAACUUAGCUGUGUCCAUGUUUAAUGCUUCUGUUCACCUUGGGAUGUGUACUACGUUUACAAUGAAACAAACAAAUCCAGAUACGUUUCUGACAAAGGGACAACAGUAUAAUGUCACUUUAGCAUAAUAUGUUCUUAAUAAAAAUGUUGGCACUGAGUAACGUUAAAAAAUGUUGUUAAGCCAAUUUAAAAAAAACCAAAACAAUUCUUCACUGCGUGUUACAGUGAAAUGCCGCAAUGAAGAGCUGAGCAAACAGUAAAUCAAUGGUCCUGUUUCUGUUAUGAAGGUGUGUAAGAUCAAUAUUGUCGUUUACAAUGAACAAAAUGCUGAAUAAUGAUCUAUAUGUUAGAAAUCAACACUAAAACUAAAGUAUGUCUGCUUUAAAGGGCCUGUACCUGAUUUUUUUACCCCAUGUGUUUGAGCAAAAAGUAUCUCUAGAUUCUAUUGUUACAAAGCAGAAAGAAUGUUACACAAUUGCUUAGGAUUUCAGAUUUCACAUAAAACGGGAAUUAAACCUGAUUUCACUUUUAGCUUUUAUUUAAAUCUAAUUAUAAUGAAAAAAGUACAGAAGCAGAAAUGGUACCUCAUGAACUCUGACACGUUUUUUUGCACAUUUUGAACAAUACAGUUUCUUAUAUCACAGCCUUGUCAUUUCACAUAAAAGUUUCAAAAGGAGCUGUAAAAACUACAAAAUCAUGGUUUCUGUUGUUGCCAGAACCUGUAUUUUUGUAAUUUAUGCAGCAUGUUUCACAUUAAUCUGAUGCUUUUUUGUGUUUUGUUUUUUUUGUUUGUUUUUUUUAGACCAACUUUUUCAUGUCCGUUUCCAUUUGACUGAAACUUUUAAUCAAAAUCAGCUGUACUUCUUGGUUUUAUAUUGUGAUAUUUCCAUGGUCAGUAUUUGUUUUGAAAAAGUUUGAAGUGAUUUUAUCAGCGUGUGCUUUAUUCGACAAGUUCAAAAUAUUUUACAGUGAUUUAAUGUGAAUAAAUUAAUAGUUGUA
Molecule: messenger RNA, 2206 nt
Organism: Periophthalmus magnuspinnatus
Lineage: Eukaryota; Metazoa; Chordata; Actinopteri; Gobiiformes; Gobiidae
Gene: cep41
Product: centrosomal protein 41
Exons: 11
Coding region: 168-1184 (338 amino acids)
Biological process (GO): cilium assembly; protein polyglutamylation
Cellular component (GO): ciliary basal body
Source: RefSeq, a predicted model, not a curated record